Messenger RNA from Arachis stenosperma, 1521 nucleotides. RefSeq lists its product as uncharacterized. NCBI's taxonomy places the organism in Eukaryota, Viridiplantae, Streptophyta, Magnoliopsida, Fabales, Fabaceae. The record is from RefSeq and is a predicted model, not a curated record. The transcript is spliced from 2 exons. The coding region runs from base 512 to 964 and encodes 150 amino acids.
CAAGUAAGUAUGUGGGUGGGUUCCUCUCCUUGAUCCUUCUCGGUUUCAAUCGUUUUUGAAAAAGAAAAAGGAGAAGGAUGUUGGGGCUUCUGGGGCCCCCAAGGAUGGUGGUGGUGAGGCGGCUCAAUCCAUUGCUCGGCCCGCGUCAUCCCAUAAGAGAAAGAGGGAUGAGGUUGAUGAAUCUUUGGAGGUUAUUUCUGAAUGUGAUAGGGAGAUUGCGGGUACUGUUAAGUCCGCAUUUGAUCGGCAAAGGCGACUUCAUGGAUUUAUACCUGGGACCAGCCCCCAUUCUUUGUGGAGUGACCAGUUCCCUAUAGCCGAGCUUUCCGACAGGGUUUCUCAAUACCCUGGCGAUAUGCUCAUGACCCGCCGCAUUGGGAUGGAGGGAAUAGGGAAGUUUAUCCAAGUUCGCUUCUAUGUUUAUUUAUUGUGCUUCCUCUUGUCCUUUAUUGUUACCGCCUCUGUUCAUGAAUUUUCGUGUUGCCAUUGAUAGAUCGUUGCUUCCCGUUUGAUGUGCGUGGGCCGUACUACCGAGUUAAUCGGGGCUGAGCAGCAGGCGAGUGUGGGGAGGGUUGUCGAGCUGGAGAAUUUGUUGAAGGAAAAAGAUGUUUUGAUGGAAAAGACUUUGAAAAAGAAAGAUGAAGCAUUUGCGGAAGUGGAGCUGAAGCUGAAGUCAUCUGAGGAGGAGGUUAAUCGUCUCCGAGAUCAGAUUCGGCUCCUUCAGUCCGAUAUUAAAGAUAGUGAUUUAGCCAAGGGUCAGCUGACUGCCCGUGUUCAGGAAUUGGAGGAGUUGGGUAUGGAAAUGUUCGCUUCUGGUUUCGACCGAUCUGUUAGCCAGAUCGCUGUGUUGGUUCCUGAAUUUGAUUGUGCUCGGAUGGACGUGACAAAGGUUGUUAUUGAUGGGAAGCUUGUGGUGGAUGGCACAGAGGAGGACCAUGAUGAGAAUGCUCCCCCUCCUACUUAGUUCGGAUAUUAUUCCUGCUUAUUUUGUUAUCUUUGUAAGUGAACUUAUAAUUUGUAGAUGGAGUGUUAGUUAGUUUGAACUUAUUCGCUGGUUCCGACCUUGUUUAGGUUGGCCUUUGUUUUGUUGUUUGGAACUUGCCUUAUUAUGAUAGCAAGUAUGAUAGUUGGUUAUGGUAUAAUUCGACGUUGAAUGUAUAUUUUGAAUAUGAAAUAUGAAAUGUUUGAUUAGAUUUUGAACAUUGAUGAAGGAUAUUGUGCGUCAGGCCUCGUUAAAACCCUCCUUAGGCAAAAACCCUUUUUUGGGAAAAAAGGCUCUAAGGGGGAAAAAGAGUACCCUCAUCCGCCAUUUGUACAACCUAAGAUUGGUAUAUCUUUAAAGAGGAGAUAUUCCAGGUCCCGGAUAUUGGGUUGCCUUGUAAUGUUUGUAAUUGAUAAGCCCCCAUGCCGAGCACCUUUACUACUCGGAACGGGCCUUCCCAGUUAGCGGCGAGCUUCCCAUGGGUUGGGGGACGUCUGGCUUCUUCUGUUCGUCUGAGCACUAAGUCGCCUUCUGUAAAU